AUGAUCGCUUUUGUCCAAGAUCUAACCUGGCCCUACCUUAGCGCCCACCAGAGCGAGCAGUUCGAACUCGUCGAUUAUCCUCCCAUCCAGGCUCGUCGAGACGCCCAAGAUCGUGAAGCAAGAAGACAGGCCAAGCGAGACGAUAAGCGCCGCUGGCUAGAAGAACAAGACGAGAUGAAGUUCUCUCACAGUAUUCAGUUCAAUGCUGUUCCAGAUUGGAGCAGCCAUUACAUUGCAUACAGCAAUCUCAAGAAGCUAAUCUACAGCCUCGAAAAGACCGCACAUCAGGCACGCGGAACCACUGGCGAUGCCGAAUCUCGACCUCUUAUAAACCAAGAAGAUGCUGAAGAGGUCUUCUCUCGAGCUCUUGGUGUCGAGCUGGAAAAAAUAUGCUCAUUCUACGUCGCCAAAGAGGGCGAGCUGCUCGAAGAAGCGGCGCAACUGCUACGCGACGUUGGCGAUGAGGCCGAAGAUGCCAUUGCCGAUAACCGUUACCUUCGCAGGCUCUCUGUUUCAUCAGCCCACCGUCCUGAUGGUCGCAACGGCUUCCGCUCAAGAAGCCCUCGGAGCCGCAGCACCGACAAUGAAGAGAGCGCGAGCGAGGAGGAAGAUGAGACUACUGGACUUACAACAAGGCGACGGAGCAGCGGAGGCCGCAGGCGCACACUUCCCAACAUCCAUAAGCCGCGUUCUGAAGAUCUGAACGCUUCCUCCGAGUUCGGUCGCGAUAUGAGGAGGCACAGCACCACAGCCGACGAAAACGAUGACCAAGCUCUCAUGUUCUCUUCCGGCAUGUUUUCGUCUGGUAUCAUGCUCAAGAAGCGCAUUAUCGGCCUCUAUGUGUCACUCUGCGAACUCAAGUCGUUUAUCCAGCUUAACCGUACCGGUUUUGCCAAGGUGCUCAAGAAAUUUGACAAGAUCCUUGAUAAGGAACUCAAGGGUCCCUAUCUACGAGCCCAUGUCGAGACAGCCUACCCCUUUAAAGACGAGACGAAGCGUGUUCUCGAAGACAACAUUACCAAGAUGGAGAAGGCUUAUGCUGAGAUAGUCACUGGCGGAGAUGAGGAGCUCGCUCGCAAAGACCUUCGUUCGCAUCUCAGAGAACAUGUUGUUUGGGAGCGCAACACCGUGUGGCGAGAUCUUAUUGGUAUCGAGCGCAGAGCUGAAGCUGCAGGCUUGGGACAAGCACUUCUCGGACAAGAAAGAGGGAAUGUCACAAGGAGGCUGCAAGGCGACGAGGCCAAAGCCCCCCGAGAGACCCAGUUCCGCACACCCUUUGGCAAGAUUACCUUGCCUCCAUGGCUCGCUAGCUCGUCUCUUUGGACACUGGUUGCCUGUCUUACUGUGUUCUUCCUAUUGCUUCUGCUCCCCAUCAUGGAGAAGCCCGAGCAACAGAACUGUCUGGCAAUGCUUGUCUUUGUUAGUCUGUUAUGGGCCACCGAGACCAUCCCCCUUUUUGUGACAUCAUUACUUAUCCCGUUCCUCUCUGUUGUCUUGAACGUUGUUCGUGAUGAGACACCAGGCAAGCCUCAAAAACGUCUCGACUCCAAGGCAGCCACAUCUGCCAUCUUUGCUGCCAUGUGGACGCCUGUCAUCAUGCUUCUUCUCGGUGGUUUUACUCUAGCAGCUGCUUUGUCCAAGUGUACUAUUGACAAGCGACUGGCGACUCUUGUUCUUAGCAAGGCCGGCACUCAACCCAAGACUGUGUUGAUUGCCAACAUGUUUGUAGCUGCAUUUGCGUCUAUGUUGAUUAGCAAUGUCGCAGCUCCUGUUCUAUGCUAUUCUAUCAUUGAGCCAAUGCUGCGAACAUUGCCCUCUGAUUCCAACAUGUCGAAAGCUGUCAUUAUUGGUAUCGCGCUCGCUUCCAAUAUUGGUGGGAUGCUCUCACCCAUCGCUUCUCCUCAGAACGUCGUGGCAAUGGGCAUCAUGCAACCCGCGCCCACGUGGCUGCAGUGGUUCUUCAUUGUCAUUCCUGUUGGCGCUCUCUCGAUUGUUCUGAUCUGGCUCCUCCUCCUGGUUACCUUCCAGCCAGGUAAGGGUACCACGAUCGCCCCUAUUCGGCCUGUCAAGGAGAAGUUCACUGGGCUCCAAUGGUUCGUUACUAUCGUCACCAUUUCUACCAUUGCUUUGUGGUGUGCCAGCCACCAGCUAGAGGCCGAGUUUGGAGACAUGGGUGUUAUUGCUAUCAUUCCCAUCGUGCUGUUCUUCGGUAUCGGCUUGCUAACCAAAGAGGACUUCAAUAAUUUCCCUUGGACCAUCAUCAUCCUUGCAGCCGGUGGUUUGUCUCUGGGCAAAGCUGUACGCUCGUCUGGUCUGCUACAUACCCUCGCUGAGAUCGUCUCUGAGAAGGUGGAGGGCAUGAGCCUGUACGGUGUCCUGGUUGUUUUCUCGACUCUGAUCUUGGUUAUCGCAACAUUCAUCAGCCACACAGUCGCUGCCCUUAUCUUCCUGCCUCUUGUCUUUGACGUUGGUGUUGCUAUGGACCAGCCUCACCCCAACCUGCUUGUCAUGGGUGGAGUGCUCAUGUGUAGUGCAGCCAUGGGUCUGCCAACCAGUGGAUUCCCCAACAUGACUGCUAUCAUGAAGGAAGACCCGUUCGGUCAGCGUUAUUUACAGGUCAAGCAUUUCAUUAGCCGCGGUGUGCCCAGCAGUCUUAUUACUCUUGUUGUGGUCGUGACUCUUGGUUAUGGAAUCAUGCAAGUCGCGGGACUUGACUAA
Molecule: messenger RNA, 2718 nt
Organism: Fusarium musae
Lineage: Eukaryota; Fungi; Ascomycota; Sordariomycetes; Hypocreales; Nectriaceae
Exons: 6
Coding region: 1-2718 (905 amino acids)
Biological process (GO): phosphate ion transport; monoatomic anion transmembrane transport; polyphosphate metabolic process
Cellular component (GO): membrane
Molecular function (GO): phosphate transmembrane transporter activity
Source: RefSeq, a predicted model, not a curated record